AUGGCGGCGGCGGGAGGCUCGGCUAGCUCGCUCGCUCGCUCCCUCGGCGCUCGGCCCGUCGGCGCCCGCGCCCGCUGCGGCCUCCACAGGAAGUGCCGGCGGCCGGCCUCACUUCUCGUCAGCGGCUCCAGCGGCUGCCACAUUUUGGACUGGCUGAAACCUGGGGCCUUGGGGGUGAACCUUCUGGUGGAGGAGACAAAAACCAAAGUAAAGCGCGUGAUAAAGCAGGUGGAGUGCAUUGAUGUGCAUCAGGCCAACGAGGCCCUGGAGGAGUUGAUGCUGCUGCUGAAGCUUCAGCACGCCCACGUCUCCAUCUACCAGGAGCUCUUCAUCGUGUGGAACAGUGAGAUCUCCUCUUUGUUCCUUUGCCUGGUGAUGGAGUUCCACGAGGGAAGCUUCCAGAAUGUCAUUGAGAAGAAGAGGGCGGCAAAGAGAGUCAUUGACUUCCAGUGGAUGCAGAACAUGCUGGACCAGGUGUUGAACGCGCUGGAGUACCUGCACCAGCUGGACAUUAUCCACAGGAACCUCAAGCCCUCCAACAUCGCCCUGGUCAGCAGCGACCACUGCAAACUGCAGGACCUGAGCUCCAACGCACUCAUGACCGACGUAGCCAAGUGGAACGUCCGUGCAGAGCAAGACCCCUUUCACAAGUCCUGGAUGGCCCCCGAAGCCCUCAACUUCUCCUUCAGCCAGAAAUCUGAUAUCUGGUCCCUGGGCUGCAUCAUUCUCGACAUGGCCGGCUGCUCCUUCCUGGAUAGCGCGGAAGCCAUGCUUCUGCGGAAGUCCAUCCGGAGUUCCCCCGAUGGCCUGAGGGGUGUCCUGAGGACCAUGGAGGAGAGGAGGGUCCCCGGUGCGAAAGUCUUCAAUUCCCUUUUGCCUCUGAUGCUCCAGGCCGACCCGUCGGAGCGAAUAACCAUCAGGGACGUGAUUCACGUCACGUUUGGGAGCAGCGACCUCCGCUCCCCCAGCAGUGCCCUGAUGCUGCACCGGCAGGUGGCGCCCGAGUUCGUCAUUGACGUGCUGCCAGAAAGCAACGUCGCCGGCGCCUUAGAGGUCAUGCAGAACUUCUCCCACCACCCCGAAGUCCAGCCGAGGGCGAGGAAGAGGCUCCUGAGGAUGUCUGAAGAUCAGCAAGGCGUGCCGCGGCCAGCGGAGCUGCUGGAGGUCCUGAUGGGCACCAUGAAGCAGCACGAGGACCCCGGACGCACACCUGUGCUGCUCUGCACCCUGGGCCGCGGGGGGCUCCGCGCGGGGCCCGGCCAGGCGCUCCGGCACAGCUGCCUUCUCCCGCGCCCGUCACCGCCCUGGCGUCUGACCCUCUGGGCACCUGUGCCCUGCUCUGCCCGCCCCGCCCCACGCCAGGACGACAGGCAGGGCGCAGCCAGGAGUCUGGGGCCCCGCCCUAGGCCCGCCUCUGUGGCCCUGGACCAGCCGCUCCCCCUUCUGGCUGAUCUCCAGGCGCGAAACGAGGAGCCGGUCAUAGGGGUCCUGGGGGCAGCUCAGGGUUCACCGGCCUCCUUUGUCGGCCCGAGCAGCACUGGGGCAGCACCCGGCGGCCACGUGCCAAGUGGCAGCGCCAUCGCCCCCGUGCCGCUGGGCGUCCUGCGGAGCCACCCCAAGGAGCAGCAGCUCCUGGUCGCGGUCUACAGCCUGCUCACCGUCGUUGCCAGCCAGGGUGGGCGACUGGCCACGGAUGAGCUGCGGAGGGCCAGGCCGCGUAAGCACGUCCUGCGGCACCUGGACACCCUGGACAGGGGCGUCUGCACCAACGGCCUGAGCCUGCUCUGGGCCCUGCUGGCGGAUGCCGUCAUCGGGAACAAGGCCACCUUGGAGAAAGCCCCGGCCCUCACUGCCGAGGUGCUGGCCACCUACUCCACGGACGCGGAGACAGCUGAAGCCGGCUGUGCAGUCCUGUGGCUGCUGUCCUUGCUGGGCUGCGUAAAGGAGCAGCAGUUUGAAGAGGUGGUGGUCCUGUUCCUGCAGAACAUCCAGGCGCGCCAGGACCGAGUCCUGCUGGUGAACAACGCCUACCGGGGGCUGGCCAGCCUCGCGAAGGUGUCUGAGCUGGCUGCGGUGGUGAUGCCCGAGGAGGGCAGCAGCGGCCUCACCCUCGUCCAGGAGACGUACCAGCUCCACCAGGACGACCCGGAGGUGGUGGAGAGCAUCUGCAUGCUGCUGGCCCACCUCGCCUCCUACAAGGAGAUCCUGCCGGAGCCGGUGUCCAGCGGCCUCCAGCCCCUGGCAGAGGAGAUCCACGGGCGCUUCACCUCCGGCCUGGUGAGUGUCGGGGGGCUGCCUCGGGCAGACCUGGGUGGCACAGAGUCCAGGGGCCGGACCAGCGGUUUGUGUGGAGGCGACUGGGGCUGCCGCGUGUGUGGUUUUAAGAGGCUCUCCCUGUAUUGCCCGUGUCCCCGACCGGGCCGAAGUAAACCCUGAAGAGGAGGAGCAGUGAGACCGCUUCAAAUAAAAGCAGAUUAAGUAACAGAAAUCACUCGUGGACCCAGAGACCGUCCACGGCAACAGCUGACCUACUGUCCUCCUUCCGGGAGCUGGUUUCUUACGCACAAAGUGUGCUUCAGAAACUGGAGAGGCCUCGCAGCCCAGCUCCGACGGCGGGCCGCAGGCCUGCCCCUCCCUCCUCACGCUGUACCUGACGGGGCGCCCAGUGCCACAGCGUGUCCCCUUAGGGGUGGGGCGCAGGGAGAGGUGUCACCCAGGACCAGCAGGGGGCACAGCAGUCCCCUCACACACUGAGCCUCCACA
This is a messenger RNA of Kogia breviceps (pygmy sperm whale), 2763 nucleotides long. NCBI's taxonomy places the organism in Eukaryota, Metazoa, Chordata, Mammalia, Artiodactyla, Physeteridae. The record is from RefSeq and is a predicted model, not a curated record.